AUGCCUCAACUACGAUCAACGUCCACAAAAGUCCUCUUAGACGGACUCACCCACCGCCAAAAACGAACUCGCAAGGAUGCAUCAAUAGAUGGAAACCUUGAAAAUCAGCGUUAUGAAAAGAAACAAAAGCGUAGCCUCGCAGCAUACCCACAACAAAUGCAAGAGCAAGUCUCCAAGCUAGUCAGCGAUAUCCUUGCCUCAAUAUACUACGACAUCAACUACGUCUGCAUCCUCCGCAGUAGUGUCAGGCUGAAUCCCACGGCUGAAAAUGUAGCUCAGUACCGGCUGCAGUUCCGUGAGAGUGGCGACCUGCUUGACAGGGUCGUCGGGCGGUUUAUAAAUCGCGAUACUAGUCUUCACAACGGUUCCGAACCCAAAUCUUAUUUCAAUCCCCGAGGAACAAUCCGACGUCUAGAAGAGUUUGUCACAAUAUUUGGCUGGAAGAUGCUCUCGAUCUGCAUGGCAGCAGAAGGAUUCCGGCGUGCCUGUCGGGAGAUCCGCCACAGUGUGAUCUGGGCAGAAGUCUUAGAGAAAAUGCGAGAGAACCAAUGGAGCAUUGAAGUGUUCGCGCGGUCCCGCAAUCUAGACUGGCGUGGGCAGCUGCUGAAAUACGCCCAUCUGGACCUCAUACCGGAGCUUGGUUCCGAGCUGCGACCUGUGCGGAAAAUGUGGGGGCAACAUCCGCAUCAUGUCGUGCAGACUCUGGAUAAGAAGGUGCGGCGGCCGAUGUUUGAAGGGAUGCCCCAGGUUCAUAUUGAUGAGCCGGUUUUUGAUCCAAGAAAUUGGCAGGAGGAUGGAAGGGUUGAAGACCCGACGGCCCGAAUACCACAUGAUGGGGACUGUGAUCUCUGCGGGUCUGGUGAUAUCUGUGACUGUGUACUUGAUUUCUCGGCUGGGAGCCUGGUUGAGCUGGUCGAUCGGCCUUUAACUGGGACUGGGGUACGGGCGUUAACGAGCUUCAAGAAGGGCGAUAUCCUGGGUCAAUUUGUUGGAGAGCUCCAUCAUCCUGAUUAUGACGGCGAUCAUCUCUAUUCGCUGAUGCAUGCGUCCAAGACUGACUCGGAGUACUUUCUUGCGAUCAUCUCGCCGCGCAAAUAUGGAAACUGGACGCGGUAUAUUGCGCAUUCUUGCCGGGCGUCGACGAAGUUCAACUAUCGGACUGUUGGGAGGAGGACGGUCAUGACGGUGGAGGCGAAACGCGAUAUUGCGCCCUUUGAGGAUCUCACCGUCAACUAUGGGAGCGAUUACUGGGCCCGUCGGGAAUGCAUGUGUGGAGAGACAAACUGUGUUAGUAGGCGGAGAAGGAGUCAAUAA
Aspergillus puulaauensis is the source of this 1314-nucleotide messenger RNA. RefSeq names its product SET domain protein. The record is from RefSeq and is a predicted model, not a curated record. The coding region runs from base 1 to 1314 and encodes 437 amino acids. Gene Ontology annotation, molecular function: protein binding; histone H3K36 methyltransferase activity. Gene Ontology annotation, cellular component: chromatin; nucleus. The transcript has a single exon. NCBI's taxonomy places the organism in Eukaryota, Fungi, Ascomycota, Eurotiomycetes, Eurotiales, Aspergillaceae. Gene Ontology annotation, biological process: regulation of DNA-templated transcription.